This is a messenger RNA of Sceloporus undulatus (fence lizard), 1873 nucleotides long. It is a transcript of the gene AUNIP, whose product is annotated as aurora kinase A and ninein interacting protein. The record is from RefSeq and is a predicted model, not a curated record. Gene Ontology annotation, cellular component: centrosome; spindle pole. Gene Ontology annotation, biological process: spindle organization. The transcript has 6 exons. NCBI's taxonomy places the organism in Eukaryota, Metazoa, Chordata, Lepidosauria, Squamata, Phrynosomatidae. Bases 390 to 1523 code for a protein of 377 amino acids.
CAGGUUGGCGGGAAAUUGGACUGGGAAGAAGGAAGGAAGCAGAAAAAGAGAUAGGGAUUUCCUGCAUGCAAACUCCUCUCCCUCAUCCAAACCAACCGUGUGAUUCAGGCCACUCGCCCUUUGGAACUGACAGACUCUCUCUCAAAGAGUUUCAACCGAACGGCAUGUUUUCCAUCUUCGUCCUCUCCCAACUUUCUUUGGAAAAAUGGGAUUGCACCUCGCUGCUGGGACAGAUUAGGAGCAGAUGGCAAACGGCUGAUGAAUCCCUGAUGAGCGGGAUCUGUAGCACUGACAUGUGAAGCCAGCGAUCAAACUGGAUGUUGGGAUCCUAAAGUUUCUAAGCCAUUAAGAAAAUUCCAUCUUAUUUGAACACAGAAGACAGAUUGCUGAUGAAAAGAAAGGGCAGGACUGCUGAUGAUAAACAGCAUGAGUCUUGUGGUGUCUGGCUGGAUACUUCAGCACUCAAGAGACGCAAAUUGCAGAACCUAAUAGGGAAGCCCGACAUUAAGAAUACUGAACCGAUCCCUUCUUCUCCAUCAAAAGCACCUCUUCCAUGCACAAAACAAACCUCCAUUUCCAACUCUUCUCGAGCUCAACCAUCAGGGGAGAGGGAAAUCAACACAAGUAAACAGUUACCUGCUGGUGCAUCAAACAGCGCUUCUAAUCUAACAAACCAUGAAUUGCUGGCUGGGGAAAGAACAUCAUUGCUAACUUCUCUGAUUCAACCAGUACUCAUGCAAGAAUACAAACAACAAGUUGUAGAGAAACCACAACACAUUUCUCCAUGGAAUUCUUUCCUGGCUGAACCCCAGAGUAACAGCUGUGUCCUCAGUUAUAUUAAAGGAGAAGAUUCUACUACUGCACAAGGGGAGAACCCUCUCUCCUUAAACUUCAGUCAGCACCAGAAAGAGAAGGGGCUUCUUGAUCAGGGAGCUGUGUCUAAGUCACCUUUAAGAGAGAAAAAUGGUGAUUGGAAAAAAGAAAAACCAGCCACCGUAGCUUGUCAGGGUAGUCCAAACCUGAAGAUAGAAAGAGCUUCAGAUAAAAGAACUAAAGGUUGUAGAAGAUACAAACCACCAUCUUCUUGUAAUGAUAGCUCCUUCAUAGAAUCCUCUGACUCUGAGAAUAUAGAUCCUCAGCUGGGGACAAAUAUAACAGAAAUGAGCCCUAUGAAAAACUUCAGCAAAACUCUACCUGGGUUCUGUUUGAAAUCUAAUGGCAUUUGUAGUGAGAACAGUCAGGUAGAUGUGACCAACUCCUUGUUCACGCAAGAUUCAGAGGGCCACAAAGUCAUUUCUCACCGCUUUUUUCGUGAACAAACUCCGCUGUCUCAACAAGGCAAAAGCAGCUCAGGAGUAAGCCCAUCCCAUAAGAACUGCUUUGGGGCUUGUUAUCCUGUGGAGAGAAGGCCCCAUGUCUCUCCGGGCAGGAGCUUGUCUGUUCUAGCAGACAUUAGUCAGAAAUCAUGUUAUGACUUGCUAUUCACAGAGGAUUCAGAAGGCAAUAAAGUCCUUAAACACUAACUCAUAAUUGCUCUGUGGGAUAAAUGCCCCCAGUGCUUACUUACAAAACAGAUACAGACAAGGCUUAAAGGUGCACUGUAUUUAUAUUGCCUACAACUGUGUAGUGCAUGCUCAAGCCAUUCUGCAUGCUGGUUGUCCAGCAGAGGAAGUACAGAAAGAAUACUGUCAUCACGGCCCAGAAGCCUAAUCCUCCCAAUUUGGAAAAUAGGCAGCUGAAUCUAUUCGUAUGAAUAAGUAAUGAACCUGUCUGACAUUCUAGGAUUACAGCCUUUCCUGUUGCUGCAAUACACUUUUGUAUGAAAAAAAUCUGUUCUUGUGCUGGUAAUAAAGAUUGUAUUCUGAUUCUUAAA